UCACGAAAGCCAAAAGAAGGUCACAUGAUUUUCAUUAUUUGAUUAACCAUUUUGUAAGUGUACAAUUGAAAGACAAUCUCUCAGCUCUACUUAAAAUUGAUUGGAAUUAUUAUCUGACAAUGUGAACACUAUCUUGGGUUUGUUAACGAAAUUUCGUUUAUUUAAAAUAGAAGGAGAACAGCAGUUGCAAGAGGAAACAGAAGUCACAUUUUAUUUUAGAAAGUUUCAUCAGCUGCAGAUCGACUACAAUAUUUCAAAUGUCAAAAGAAGUAAUAGUCGUUAUGAGGAUAUUUAGGAUAGUUGAUAAAGUCAUAUUAUAUUCCACUGCUGUUUUUCAAUCUAUAUAGCUUCCGUGAAGAGAUUUUCCAUGACUCUACAAUUCACAUCACGUAACUGUCUGCAAGACUAGUCAUUUUGAUAUGCACAAACUACAGGGGAGAUAGACAAAAAUCAAUAGACAGGAAUAACAAGAUACAUUUGUGAAAAAUAUUGGUUAAUAUUAGCCUAGGAUUUCACUCAAUGAUUGCUCAAAUUAAUUGUUCAGUCUGUACUGUGUGAAACGUUUCUGUUCAUUGGUCAGUACCCAAUGUUGCUAUAAUUGAUGGUUUGCUGUUAAAAGAAGAUACUCACCCACGUAAUGAACUACUCAUUAGUGAAACCAGUUGAUUGGCAGUUAAAAUGAAAUGAAAGUGAAUAAAAUAUGAGAAAAUCAGCUUUGUCAUUGACACUGAUGAUGAUAUUCACAAUGAAACUUAUGAUAUUUCAAGUAAAAUUAUACAUUUCUACUCCAUCUUUUGAAUAACUAUUUUUAGAUAUAUUUGUUUAACGGAGUAUUUACAUCACCAUAUCGUCAAACAAAAUAUUUAUAUUUGAAGGAGGCUAAGCGAUAUCCAAUAAUACUAAUACAUGGAAUCGGAGGAACACAAGCACACUGUCGACUGAGAGACUCUGAAUCACACACGAAACGCUUUAUCGUAUGGAUUCGAGUUUUAUACUUCCUUCUACCUGAAAAGUUGUUAUCUUAUAUGGGACUAUCAUAUAACCCUACGUCGAAAACAACACAUGAACGCGGUAUCUGUGAUGUUGAAUUCCCUGGUUUUGGUGAUACAUGGGCAAGUGAAUGUUUAACUGAAGAAAAAUAUGCUCUAUCAAGUUAUAUGAAGCAACUUGUUGAUGGUUUGGCUGAAGAUAGAUAUUUUGUGCGAAAUAAGACAAUACGUGCUGCACCAUACGAUUUUCGCAGGUCACCGAAUGAAAACGCUAAAUACUUUGAUAAAUUGAAGCAGCUUGUUGAGGAGACAUAUAGGAAUGGCGAUAACCGUCCAGUAUACUUACUUGGACACAGUUUGGGAUCAUUAUAUUCUAUGUAUUUCCUCAAGCGUCAAACGAAAGAUUGGAAGAAAAAAUAUGUCAAGGGAUUUAUAUCUGUUUCAGGUCCGUUUGGUGGAUCUGUGGAAGCGUUAUAUGCUGAAGCUUGUGGUGACAAUUUCGGAAUACCCCUUCGUAGUACAUUAGCUUUCCGAGAAGUUGAACGUUCUUUUCCUGCAAUGGUAUUCCUCCUGCCAGAUCCACGUUUAUGGCCAGACGAUGAGAAGAUUAUCAUAACUGCAAAUAAAAAUUAUUCAGCAUUCGAUAUGAAAGAGUUUUUCGAUGAUAUUUCCUUUCCUUCGGCUUCUUCUUCUUCUUCUUCUUCUUCUAGUAACAGCGAAAAGAAACAGUCAACGAAACUAGACAGUGAACUGCUAAUAAAUUCCUUCGAUAAGAACUUUUAUGUAUACAAAAGAUAGCAUGAAGAAUAGUCGAGUCCAAUCGUCACCUCCCAAC
Heterobilharzia americana is the source of this 1824-nucleotide messenger RNA. NCBI's taxonomy places the organism in Eukaryota, Metazoa, Platyhelminthes, Trematoda, Strigeidida, Schistosomatidae. The record is from the annotation of a GenBank genome assembly.